This is a messenger RNA of Daldinia loculata, 2056 nucleotides long. RefSeq lists its product as uncharacterized. The record is from RefSeq and is a predicted model, not a curated record. The transcript has 3 exons. Bases 245 to 1576 code for a protein of 443 amino acids. NCBI's taxonomy places the organism in Eukaryota, Fungi, Ascomycota, Sordariomycetes, Xylariales, Hypoxylaceae.
ACUCAAGAUACCUACGUCAAGCAUCAAGCAAUCCCUUCUCACUUUGUGGCUUGCGAACAACGUACAAGCAACAAUCUCAACCUACCUGUCUAUUGUCGAUUGGUUUAGUACCUUGUGUGCUUAGUUUAAUCUUCUCCAACAUAUGCCAUAUUGCCUGUUAUAGGCCGCAAUCGAUCUUUAUUAAUCUGCGCACCGUUUUGUUGCGGUUGUACACCAGCCCGAUAUCUUGAGGAUUUGCAUCAAAAUGACCUCUAUCCAGGAGAUUCCGCUCGACGCCACGAGCGCUGACGUGCCGUUAGAUCCCUGCGACGAUGUUACUAGUAUUUCCACCGAGAUCGACGUCUCGGAAGUAGCAGUGUCUCCUAGCAAAACUGAUAAAAUCACAACUGCCCUGGAUGCUACAGGUGAUGAUAUCGCAGCUCUUUCUGAUGGAGUCUCUGGCGACCAAUUUAAGGCUGCUGACAGCUCCGCUAGCUCUGUUGUGUCCAUCCAGGAAUCGCAUCACUGGGAGGAACAGUUGGUCGUCGAUUCGAGUUCCUCUAACAUGGCGAAAUCGAUCAUUUACUUUGAUAUCGACAGCGAUCUCGAUAUUCCGCUCAGCACUCAUCGCGGUGCCACCGUGUGCAAGGUCUCAUCAGCUCAUCUUGCUCUUGCGUCUCCUGUGUGGCGCACUAUGCUAUACGGCAAUGAUGCUGUCAAGAGAUCAGAUGUAGAAGAUUGGGUGGUCUCCAUCGACGGCGACGCGUCCGCCUUGAUAACCCUCUUCCGCAUCAUUCAUUAUGAAUUCAACAAGAUACCGACUACAGUGUCUCUAGACGAACUUCAUUCUAUUGCGGUCGCCGUUAGUCAAUACAAGUGUGCUCAUCUAGUCUAUCCUUGGGCAGAGACGUGGGUCAACAGCCUCCCGAAAUAUGAUACCACCGAAGAAUAUCACCGUAGCUCCCGAAAAACCGUAUUCAUUGCCUGGGUAUUAGGCGACGUUCCGCUCUUUCGAUACUCGGUUGAACAAAUAGUUCUUAGUUCCAAGCUAAUUGAUGGCCAACUUGUGGACGCCGAUGGAAAGUCAUUGUCCGAUAUGGAAGACAUCCAUAAGGACCUACCCGGAUGGAUUAGUACUACGAGAUUAGAGAUCAUCAGUCAAAUCCUGGAUGCUCUAAGGGAACCCUUUAGACGACCUAUAUCUGCUGAUGGAUCUUGCCAGCCACCCUUCUGCAAGCUAGGUUCGCAACAGAAAGAGUGCGAAACUAUGAUGCUAGGGUCCAUAAUUCUACAACUCGUAGCUACUAAACUAUUCCCGGCACCCGAGCCACACGAAUUUACGGACAGCAUAGAAACUCUGCGAUCGAAAAUCAACAAGAUCAAGUACACACCUUAUGAGGGUCGCGAUUGGAUGCCUCACCUAUCUCAUGUUGGUUGUAGCCUUGGAUAUAGCGAAGCGGCAGAAGAAAGCGUGGCAAAUAUGCGAAUUCCGCUCGAUCAUGGCUUUAUGAGUGAUUUUUUUACGAGGGCUCGCGUCUCGGGUGUCAAAAAGAGCUUAGAGUUUGACGAAUGUUUUCAUCAGAUGUACGCGACGUGAUUCGAACACGUAGCUACACUAAGAAACAGUUGAAGGAAGCGGCCGAUAGCAGGGAACCAGUUAGGGAUCACUUUGUUAUCCUACCGGCGCGAUGAUAUUUUUGGGGUCCUCGAGACUUGUUAUGAAGAGUGACUUAUUGAAGGGAGUGAUACUGAAUUUGUUUCUUGGGUCUUCCCUUGCUCUUGUCCUAAUUGUCCAUCAGCUUUACUUUCCCUACGAUCAAUAGUCCCAAAGUAAGCAACACGGCUGAUCAUAGGAGGAGAAGUGACGUCCGAGUCUGUUUCUCGCUUGUUUGAGGUUAAUAGGUGCCCACCUAGGUAAUUAGUUAAUAAUUCGUGCUCUUAUAUUAUAUGGAAUCUGCCAUAUCGAACUUGGUGCUAUGCAACCAUGUUGGUGCAUUCAUGAAAUGAAGCGUCUACCAAUCAAUCAAUACGCGAGAUUAUAUUUAUUAUCAGAGAAGGCAACUUUCUCCGUAAAUAC